CGUAGUAACUUUUCGUCUCACGUGAUCACAACAACAAAAAAAUUACCGCGAAAACUGUCUGCGACUGAUAAUACUUUGUACGUUUUUCUAGCUGAGACUUUAUUCUCCCAAAAAGCACCAUCUUUAAAUUAACGUUACAGACAAAUUGACAAUGUUUUGCGAAAAGGCAGUCGAGCUUAUUAGAGAACUUCAUCGGAUGGGCGACGGUCAGCUGCCCGCCUUUAAUGAAGACGGGAUUCGCCAAGUCCUGGAGGAAAUGAAGGCUCUGUACGAGCAGAAUCAGAGUGAUGUGAAUGAGGCAAAGACCGAGGGAAAGAGCGAGCUGAUCCCAUCCAUCAAGUUCAGGCACAGCUGCCUGCUGAGAAACCAGCGCUGCAUCUCCUCUUACCUUUAUGAUCGCCUGCUCCGAAUCCGUGCUCUCAGGUGGGAGUAUGGCAGUGUACUGCCCACAAACAUCCGCUUUCAUAUGUGUGCUGAAGAGAUGGAGUGGUUCAAUCAGUACAAAAAGUCUUUGGCGACCUAUAUGAGGUCAAUAGGGGGAGAGGAAGGUUUGGACAUAACACAGGAUAUGAAGCCCCCAAAGAGUUUAUACAUCGAGGUGCGUUGUCUCAAAGACCAUGGAGAAUUUGAAAUCGAUGAUGGUACUGUCAUUCUGUUAAAGAAAAAUAGCCAGCACUUUUUACCCAGAUGGAAAUGCGAGCAGCUCAUUCGGCAGGGUGUAUUAGAGCAUGUCAUCUCCUAACGACGAGCGGCUGUAUUGUGGAUAUUUUCCUUCACGUUCAUUUAGAUUAAAGUUGUCACGAGUAAAUUAAUCCAAUCCGAGAGUUACACAGGUAAAACUUUACUUGGUCACGUUCUGUACAGUGGUACAUGGUGCAUUUACAACAGUGGCGUCACACUUUCAUCUCCCAACAGUUAGCCAGCCCUUUUCACCGAGGUGUACGUCUUAAGAGACAUCUGCAACACUGACAAUAAUUUAUAUCAAAGUGGACGUUAGUGCAUCAUGAUUGACAAUUGUGCAAUUACUUAAAAGUAUUUGUAUCAAAACUGUACAUUGCGUGAAUACUGUGCUUUUGGUUAUUGCACCACAAUGGGCAUUAAAACUGCAGUAAAAAGA
Messenger RNA from Puntigrus tetrazona (Sumatra barb), 1117 nucleotides. RefSeq names its product GINS complex subunit 1 (Psf1 homolog) (gene gins1). Gene Ontology annotation, cellular component: GINS complex. Gene Ontology annotation, biological process: DNA replication; DNA strand elongation involved in mitotic DNA replication. The transcript has 7 exons. The record is from RefSeq and is a predicted model, not a curated record. Bases 152 to 742 code for a protein of 196 amino acids. Lineage: Eukaryota; Metazoa; Chordata; Actinopteri; Cypriniformes; Cyprinidae.